Histoplasma mississippiense is the source of this 975-nucleotide messenger RNA. Its product is annotated as thioredoxin reductase. The record is from RefSeq and is a predicted model, not a curated record. Gene Ontology annotation, molecular function: oxidoreductase activity. The transcript has 2 exons. NCBI's taxonomy places the organism in Eukaryota, Fungi, Ascomycota, Eurotiomycetes, Onygenales, Ajellomycetaceae. Bases 1 to 975 code for a protein of 324 amino acids.
AUGGCCAACAACACGGCUCCCGGCGGACAACUCACCACUACCACGGACGUCGAGAACUUCCCUGGCUUUCCCAAUGGAAUCAGCGGCUCCGAGCUCAUGGACAGCAUGCGUGCCCAAUCCAUCCGUUUCGGCACGGAUAUCAUCACUGAAACUGUUUCGCGCAUUGACCUGUCCUCGCGCCCCUUCAAGCUAUGGAAAGAAUAUGCUGAUGGGCCUAACGAUGGGCCCGCACACACCACUGAUGCGAUUAUCAUUGCCACGGGCGCUAAUGCCCGCCGUCUCGAUUUGCCCGGUGAGGAGCGGUAUUGGCAAAAUGGCAUCAGUGCGUGCGCAGUGUGUGACGGAGCUGUGCCUAUUUUCCGCAACAAGCCAUUGUUCGUGAUUGGCGGCGGGGAUUCGGCUGCGGAGGAAGCUAUGUUUCUUACGAAGUAUGGGAGUAAGGUGACCGUGUUGGUGCGAAAGGAUAAAUUGCGCGCCAGCAAGACUAUGGCGAAGAGGUUGUUGGCAAACCCCAAGGUUGAGGUGAAGUUUAACACCGUUGCGCUCGAAGUCCUGGGCGAUCCUGCGCCACGCGGACUCAUGACACAUUUGAAGAUUAAGGAUGUUGUCUCCGGAGCCGAGGAGGUAGUGCCCGCCAAUGGACUUUUUUACGCCGUAGGACACGACCCUGCAACAGCACUGGUUAAGGGACAGAUAGAGACGGACUCGGAGGGCUAUAUUGUUACAAAGCCCGGAACGAGUUAUACGAGUGUCCCUGGCGUAUUUGCUGCGGGCGAUGUGCAGGAUAAGAGAUAUAGGCAGGCGAUUACAAGUGCGGGAUCUGGCUGUAUCGCUGCGCUUGAAGCUGAAAAGUUCUUAGCGGAGUCCGAAGGGGGUCACGAACCACCUCUCGUUACCUCGACUCUCGAACAAUCGACAAUUCAAGGAAGGCAAGGUGCUCCAUCAUUGGAGUAUUCGUCGAAUCCUCUGCUUUGA